This is a messenger RNA of Branchiostoma belcheri (Belcher's lancelet), 3154 nucleotides long. Its product is annotated as iroquois-class homeodomain protein IRX-4-like. The transcript has 7 exons. Gene Ontology annotation, cellular component: nucleus. The record is from RefSeq and is a predicted model, not a curated record. Bases 555 to 2033 code for a protein of 492 amino acids. NCBI's taxonomy places the organism in Eukaryota, Metazoa, Chordata, Leptocardii, Amphioxiformes, Branchiostomatidae. Gene Ontology annotation, biological process: neuron differentiation; regulation of transcription by RNA polymerase II; cell development. Gene Ontology annotation, molecular function: RNA polymerase II cis-regulatory region sequence-specific DNA binding; DNA-binding transcription factor activity, RNA polymerase II-specific.
CCGUCGUCUGUUCCCUGCUUGUCAUGCACAAUAAAUGAAUGUUAACAACUCAUCGCCUGCCAGUCAUUUUGGCGCGUCCGCCAAUGUUUUGGGUUGUACAUAAAUUAAUACGAUUGGCGAAGUUAAGCGGAACUGUCGUGUCAGACCCUUGUCCUCGUGACGUAAGGCAUGUCGACACCACAGGGAGACAGGCCACUGUUGUGAGAGGGUCGGAGGCCGUGUACCCCUACUAGUUAACUCCCCCCAUCCCCAUAGUCGUCUGGCCGUGUUCUUGGGACCCAAGAUGCCCCUGUGUAGUGCGGCGUGAGGAGCACCGACAGCGAUCGUUUACAUUGUAAAUCAACACCGGCGCGCUGCGCGUAUUUUGCAGCCUUCUCGAGUUGAUAGGCAUCAGUUCGACUUAUCUCGCCGUGAGGUAUAGACCGUACACCGAGGGCUCGCUCAUAAUCGGCCUACCUCACGAGAACCACAACUCUUGGAAGCCAAGCCGGUGACACGUUCAAGUGCCGCUGGUUAGGGAAUUCUACUCUGGAGAGUGUUGAGUGUGAGGAAACAUGUCCAGCAUGUCCUAUGCACAGUUCGGGUACACAUACCCGUCGUCUUCUCCGUUGCUCAUGUCCAGCCACGCCGCGUCGUGCUGCGAGGCCGGGCGGCCCAUCAUGUCGGACCCGCACACCGGCCAGGCCGUGUGCUCCUGUCAGUACGAGGGCAGGGUGGCCGGGCUGGUGCCGCCACGGGUCGGUGAGAUGUCCCUCAGCAGCGUGUACGGCUCGCCGUACGCCGGACAGGGCUACAUCGCUGCUUUCGGGGCCGACCCUUCCGCAUUCUACUCUCCCUUGGGGAAUCCGUUCGAGGCCAUGAAGGAAGGUGCCGAGGCCUGGAGAGCGAAUCUUCAGCAGCCCACCGCCUACUACCCGUACGACCCGACUCUCGCUGGCGGUGCUCCCUACCCAUACGGCAGCUAUGCCGCUAUGGACGGCGCGCGGAGAAAAAACGCCACCAGAGAGACCACGGCAACACUGAAGGCCUGGCUCAUGGAACACAGGAAGAACCCGUACCCCACCAAGGGCGAGAAGAUCAUGCUCGCAAUCAUCACCAAAAUGACUCUAACUCAGGUGUCCACAUGGUUCGCGAACGCCAGGAGGAGACUCAAGAAGGAGAACAAAAUGACCUGGUCGCCGAGGAAUAGAAGCGGGGACUCAGAGGGCGGCGAGGGGAGCGACAUUGAAGGGGACGAGGACGCCGAGAGAGAGGGUCGCGACGGGGACAGGCACGGCAGCGACAAAGAUGUAGAGGACGUGGAUUUGGACGAUAUUGAUGUCGACGACGACAAAGUAUUUGAAGAUUCCACAAACCCGGGCGAGGAAAGCAAGGACAAUGACUAUGAGCACAAAACUGGUUCCAGUUCGGACAUUUCCCCACCGCACCGCCUCACAAUUCCAUCGGAGUCUACCGAAGACAACACUCGUGAAAUACAGAGACAGCGGGAAACACAAGCGUCCAGCCCGUCCACGAACUCACCACCUCCAGUGGCCACCAAGCCCAAAAUUUGGUCGCUCGCAGACACGGCGACCAGCAGCGGCCCGACGACGCGCCCGGACGCACCCAGAACGGUCGUGACCACCGGACUAUCACAUAGCCUGUUCUCCCGGCAUAGACCGUACGACAGGCCGUAUGACUCUGUAGCCAACUUUCGGCAGUGGGUUAGCGGACUGAAUGGAUUUUCCCAGCCGCUGCGGAUGCAACCGCCUUCCACUGUGACUCUAUCGGGAAUGUACUCUGCCGGAUCUUUGAUUCGGAGCUCGCCGGCGGGAACGUCUCCUCUCUCCAAACCGGAUCACACAGGAGCGCCCAGACCGUCCUCACCAACAGCCGAAAAAGAACCUGUCAGGAUAGGAUCCGCACAGCAAUCUUCCGAACCAGAGCUGGUCAGGACAGCCUUCAGACCGGUACAAAAGAGAUGCAUCCCCGUCCAAUCUCAGCCCCGUGAGCUUGACGCCGCUGUAGCGCUGACCAGCCUAUCGUCCAGAUAGCCGCCCGCCUGCGGGCCCAUCCACCCACCGACCCGCCAACCUUUCCCGCACCAUCCGGUCUCACCAGGCAUGUGCCCCACCUCAAUAGCACACACCAGCUUACAAACUUAUGAGUAUUGUAAAAGCACAGCCUGUGUUUAUUUGAAAUGUUUUCUUGCUGAUUGGCAUUCGCAUAGAAUGUUACAUUCCAUGAAUGUUUAUUUAAAUGUAUUACCGUGGAAGAGAAUUUGUGUGGUUUGUCGCCUGACAGAGCUUCCAGCGACUGGAAAAAUGUAUUUGUUCGUGUAACAUGAUAUAAUAAUAGGAAUCCUCAGUUGAUGCUGCAGUAUAAUCUAAUGAAAUGUGUUCAUUUGACUAAAUGGUGAUCAAUGCACUGAGAUGGAAAGAAGGAGAUUUACCUCUCUUUUGUCCGAAGGAAUAUAGGAACUAUUGCUCCAAAUUCAGGGACGUUUUGUUGAAUACAAUCUGUCAUAUUUUUGUUCGGACGUUAAACCGACACUUUCCAGUGUUAUCAACAAAGCGAUCAUGUAUAGGUAAAUGGUUACAUAGGUCACGCGUUAUUCUAUUGUGUCUUAAAAAUCGGCGAUAUCUUAUAACUGGUGCAAGUAUCAGUAUUUAAUGUACUGGGCAGUGUCUUACAAAUGUUGGCCAUGCCGUGGACGCUUGUAUGAUUUUGUAUGGAGUUCUGUCUGCAGUUAAAACUGUCUAUCAACCGUGACUGCGCGGUUUUUACAAGUGAGCCCCACAUACGUACAUGUUUGGAGAAUCAUCGACCAAAAAGCCAUUUUCUGUCGAUUUAUAAGAUUGUAUUGUGUUCAAAAGUAUUUAUCACUGAGAUUUAAUUUUUUGUGUUUGAGGUGUGUUUGCUUUUUAGCUUUGUUUGUUUCCGUCCUUCACAUCAAUAUAUUCUAUGGUUUGUUAGGGAAAAGACUCACCAGUUGCCAAUGAAUACAUUACGUUGUGUGAAAUGUACAUUACCGUGUGUGCAGACUGUAGAAAGCAAAGCAUUGUGAUUUAUACACUAAAACAGGUGUUUCUAUGUAACGUAUCCUACCAUUUUCUAUUGUACUGCUGCGUUGUAUAUAAAUUCCAACAUAAAUAAAUGUAUACGUUACAUGUAA